This is a messenger RNA of Coffea eugenioides, 2177 nucleotides long. RefSeq lists its product as uncharacterized. The transcript is spliced from 14 exons. The record is from RefSeq and is a predicted model, not a curated record. Bases 215 to 1474 code for a protein of 419 amino acids. Lineage: Eukaryota; Viridiplantae; Streptophyta; Magnoliopsida; Gentianales; Rubiaceae.
UUGGGAUUUGAUUGCCUACGAAGAUAAGUCUUUAUACCUGAGAUACCUUUUACGAGGGAAUGUCCGUCCUCACGAUCCAACAUGUGUUAGUGUAGACUGAAGAUUUUGAAAAACAAUUCAAGGGAGUCACUUUGUCGCUGAAAAAACACGAGAAAGGAGGAGAUACAUUCUGUGAUACAGUCUGAGUCAUAGUAGUUGGUGUUGCAUAGAAGGAAUGGAAGGGCUAAGGGAGCUGGAAAGGGUGCAGAGAAUUAUAGAGCUGAUGGAAUCCCAUGGCAUCUUGAACCCCAACAACAACAUUAAUCCUGACUCCAAUCGUUUCCUUGCAAAUUUCACCCACUUCUUGGUUCAAACUUGCAGCGAGCUUGACAUGGAAAUCAAGUGCCAACUGAUUUCAGAGUAUAUGACAAAGAUUUCAACUUUAUUUCUGGAGGAAGCACUGCAAUGUAUUGGGGAAGAAGGUAAUGAACAUAUUGGAAAUGCUGUGCCAGUACAGUGUGAUGAUGAGCAAAAUGUUGAUCCAUCACAAGACAACUUCCUAGAUACUGCUGCAAUUGGGCUGGACUCCAUGCUUCGAGCAAAUUCUACAUUGGAAGAUUUUUGUAGGUCAUAUUUUAUGUUUCAUAAGAUGGAUGUUCACCAGCCGCAGUUAAUAUUCAAAUACUUACCAAUACUUUCAUUUACAGAGAGUUACAUUUAUCAGUUGGAUACUUUGAAUGAGAAGCUACUUCAGUCACCAGCUUACGGAGUUCAGCUUGGGGAAAUAGAAUCCUAUGUGGGUUGCCAAACAGAGGGAAGAAGGGCAAUCAGAUCCUUGAAGAUGUUGGAAGCUGACCCAUUUAAACCACUUCUUAUCCUACUUGAGCAUCAAGGCCUUCUCACGGAGCGGAUAAGAGAAGAGCUUUGGUCUGGGGUAGAGUACUGGAGUCUUGAAAGAAAACUAUGUUGUCAUCCCUUGAGUGGAAGUGAGAGUAGUGUAGGAGAUGUGAUGAGGGCUAUUCAUCUGAAAUCCUUUGAUUAUCGGGUACUUAAUCUGCUGCUGUAUCAAUUGCGGGGUGAAAAGGUGAAUGAAUUGCAUAUGGAAUUCCUAUCAAUAUCAGAGUUCUUGGUUGAGCUAUCCGAUGAUCUGUUUGACUAUGAGGAUGAUGUGUUGGAGAAUAAUUUCAAUAUAUUGCGCAUGUUUGUCAGAAUAUAUGGAGCUUCCAGGGCACCAACCAUGCUGGCAAAACGUAUCACCGAAACUGAGGAGAAGUAUGAGAACAUGUUGAAAUCUUUGGAUCCUGAAUUGGCCAUGAAUUAUCAGAAAAGGUGUGAAGAAGCUACAAAAGAAGGUGGGAAGAUAUCGGGUCCUUCUCUUGGGACAUGGAAUAUUCCAACCAUAAUUGAAGACGAGGAUUCUUAUCGAUGCAAAAUCUUGAAUGUUAAGCCAACAACUGUAGUUCAGGCAGAUGUUGACAAGUGCUAUAGUUCAUAAUCUCAAUCUAAUGAGUCUGCCUAAAUUGUGUAAAAUUGAUCCGGGACUAGUUACACUUACUGUAGACUGACUUGGACACAGAAAUGGUUCUUGGUAGUUUCCCAGAUUUUAACCUAGAAGUGUUUAUGUUUUCCUGCUGAGGAAUAUUGGGAUUUGGGGGACUUGGAUGGCUGCCUUUGUAUUCUUUUUCCAAACGUUUCCAUCACUUGCUGUUUUGUGGGUGAUGAAGGAUUAUGGGAUAAAGGAUUCUUGGACUUGGUAACUAUGGAAUUAUCAGUUGAUUAUCCGGAUGGAGUUUUGGUCCAGAUUUGCAUCCCCAUUGGAUAUUCAAAGAGAAACAGUGAAAUAUGUUUUCAGAACGAUCAUGAGCUUCUAUGGUAUGACACUGAACAAACGAUUGUCCAAAAUGGGCAGUUUGGAUGGUGACCCAUUUAUGAUGACUGGAUGUCAAUGCCUUGCCAGCCUCGUUCAGCCAAGCAAAGGAGUCGAGCGCAAUCCUCGAUUUUGGGAAGGAACUGAUAAAGAAAACCUCCCAAGAUCCCGCAGAAUCGCUUACUAUGGAAGUAAAGAAAAGAGGAAGAAUUUCACAAUCACGGCUUGCUAUCAAAAUGUGCUAGCUAGCAAAUUAUCUGUAUAACUGCAUUGGAAUGUUUUUGGCAGUGGUUUGUUUCCUUGUUUUCGUGCUAAGCUUUUACAAUUCAAC